Molecule: messenger RNA, 635 nt
Organism: Protobothrops mucrosquamatus (brown spotted pit viper)
Lineage: Eukaryota; Metazoa; Chordata; Lepidosauria; Squamata; Viperidae
Product: ras-related and estrogen-regulated growth inhibitor-like
Exons: 4
Coding region: 1-618 (205 amino acids)
Molecular function (GO): GTP binding; GTPase activity
Source: RefSeq, a predicted model, not a curated record
AUGAUCAAGAAUGUGGAGUCUAAAUCAUAUGAUGAAUGGUUGAGGGAGUUAGUUUUCUAUAAUUUGAUGUCUUCUUCAAAUCCACCUCAACUAGUGGCUUCAGGGCAUAACUAUGUAAUUGGCAAUGGUCCAGAAGAGUCCACUUAUCGUCAUCAAGCCACCAUUGAUGAUGAAGUUGUUUCCAUGGAAAUACUAGAUACAGCUGGGCAGGAGGAUGUUAUUCAGAAGGAAGGACACGUACGAUGGGGUGAAGGAUUUGUGCUGGUGUAUGACAUCACAGAUAGAGGCAGCUUUGAAGAAGUCCUUCCCCUAAAGAACUUGUUGGAUGAAGUCAAAAAACCCAAGAACGUUACUUUGAUCCUAGUGGGGAACAAAGCAGACUUGGACCACUCCAGGCAGGUCAGCACUGAAGAAGGGGAGAAGCUGGCCACGGAACUAGCUUGUGCCUUUUAUGAAUGCUCUGCAUGUACAGGAGAAGGCAACAUUAUGGAAGCUUUUUAUGAGCUUUGCCGGGAAGUGCGACGUCGCAAAAUGGUUCAAGGCAAGACUCGGAGGCGAAGUUCCACUACUCAUGUGAAACAAGCAAUUAACAAGAUGCUUACCAAAAUUAGCAGCUAAGAUAUCUUCUUUUUUUC